UGCAUGGCAAAUGGCUUUUUCGUUCCGUAUCAUUGACAUGGCUGUUGCUUUAUAAAGGAUUGUGCAUAUGGUCUUUUUCCCCCUCCCUCUAUUGUAGACUAGGGUUUUUGGCAUUCAAGGACUAUCUGCUGUUGGUAACAUAUUACUUGGUCGAUUUUCCGUUCGUGAUAGUUUUACCGUCCACAUUCCUCGCUCUCUACCACAACAUCCCUCCCCUCCCUCCACUUUUUUAUUUACUUGAAAGCCCCGAAACGAAAUGGAGUCUGCAGCUGUUAACUCACACUCAUCCGUAGCAGCGGCCAUGGCCGGCCCAGGGGGAAUCGCAGGUCUCAACGGCGAUAUGCAAGGGAAAGGUUUCACUAGGAUAGUAUCCGACCUAGGCAAAAAACUCUCCCGCCGACAAGGCCCUGAAGAACUCAUGCAACGCAACAUCCUCCGUGAAGACGACCUAAACCCCUCCGUCUCAAACAUCAUCAUCCAACAAAAAAUAGCCCUCGAAUCCGAAAAAACAAAGGACACACUCAAUAGAAAAAUCGGAAACCGACCCAACAAGGUCGAUCUUAAACUCCGCAACAUCCUUCGCGUUGAUUCUAAUGAAAAUAUCGCGGAUCCCAGCUUGUUUGGUGGGAAUACACCCGUCGGUCCGUUGGAUUUACAAAAAACCUUGAAUUUCGAAGAACGACAAGAUUCUUUACGCUCCAUACUUAAAAAACGACCAGAAAAGGAAGCCCUCGAGGAAUUAAACAUUUUAAAAGCUGGAGGCAUCGAUCCUUCUCUGGUUGCCGCACAGGAACGGUUAAGGAAAUCACAAUUGUCGGAUACCCUAGAUUCGCGGUUGCGUGAACGGCCAGACCCAGAGCAGUUGGCUGAGAGGAGAAUUCUAAUGUUUGCAGAAACGGUAGAAGUGCUGCCGACCUUUAGGAAGAGCGAGUAUAAUAGGAAACCGGACGGAAAUGCCACGUUCAGAAAGUUGACACCACAGAUGAAAGUGCAGAUUAGGGAGGAAUUGAAUACUUUCAAGAAGCAUGAGAUGCCUGUGCACGAACAGAGCUUGCGCAAUACCUGCUUCCAUUAAAAAAACAUGAUCAUUACCUCCCAUUUCAUUCGUAGAUUUAGUAGUAAGUUUUUAGGAAUUUAGAUUUAGGGUUAAGGGUAGCUUCUUUUGAGUUUCUUUUUUUGUAGUAACCGGGAAUUGUAGUACACACACACUCUCUCUCUCGUUACCCACCUAUAAAAACAGCGAAAAUAUUGCUUAAAGGAAUUAGAAUUUACUUGUUCUUUUUACAUAAAUAUUAGUCUUACAGG
Molecule: messenger RNA, 1305 nt
Organism: Spizellomyces punctatus DAOM BR117
Lineage: Eukaryota; Fungi; Chytridiomycota; Chytridiomycetes; Spizellomycetales; Spizellomycetaceae
Exons: 3
Coding region: 257-1075 (272 amino acids)
Biological process (GO): actin cytoskeleton organization
Molecular function (GO): actin binding
Source: RefSeq, a predicted model, not a curated record